AUGGCAAAUGGCAGCGGCGGCGGCGGCGGCUCCUACCCGGGCGGCAGCGGCGGCGGCGGCGGCGGCGGCAUUAGAAUGAGUAACAAUAUCAACGCCAACAAUCUCAACACAGACUCGUCCUCCUCCCCCGUCAAUGUGCCCAAGAUGGAUGCGCUCAUCAUCCCGGUGACCAUGGAGGUGCCCUGCGAUAGCCGCGGACAGCGCAUGUGGUGGGCUUUCCUCGCCUCAUCCAUGGUCACUUUCUUUGGGGGACUGUUUAUCAUCCUGCUGUGGAGGACCCUCAAGUACCUGUGGACUGUCUGCUGCCACUGCGGGGUCAAAAACAAGGAGGCACAGAAGAUCAAUGGUGGUGGAGAUACACAGGCAGAUGGGGCCUGCAAACCAACAGAUGAAAAAGAGGAGAAUGUGGCAGCAGAAGUGGGAUGGAUGACCUCCGUGAAGGAUUGGGCAGGAGUCAUGAUAUCUGCCCAGACAUUAACUGGCAGAGUACUUGUUGUCUUAGUCUUCGCUCUUAGUAUUGGUGCUCUUGUAAUAUACUUCAUAGAUUCAUCAAACCCAAUAGAAUCCUGCCAGAAUUUCUACAAAGAUUUCACAUUACAGAUCGACAUGGCUUUCAAUGUGUUCUUCCUACUCUACUUCGGCUUGCGUUUCAUAGCAGCCAAUGACAAGCUAUGGUUUUGGCUAGAAGUUAACUCAGUAGUAGAUUUCUUCACGGUCCCUCCAGUGUUUGUGUCAGUAUAUUUAAACAGAAGUUGGCUUGGUUUAAGAUUUUUAAGAGCCCUCAGACUGAUACAGUUUUCAGAAAUUUUGCAGUUUCUGAAUAUCCUUAAAACAAGUAAUUCCAUCAAGCUAGUGAAUCUGUGCUCUAUCUUUAUCAGCACGUGGCUGACAGCAGCUGGGUUCAUACAUUUGGUGGAGAACUCAGGGGAUCCAUGGGAAAAUUUCCAAAACAACCAACCGCUAACCUAUUGGGAAUGUGUUUAUUUAUUGAUGGUUACAAUGUCCACCGUUGGCUAUGGAGAUGUUUAUGCAAAAACAACCCUUGGUCGCCUUUUCAUGGUCUUCUUCAUCCUUGGGGGACUGGCAAUGUUUGCUCGCUACGUGCCAGAAAUUGCUGCUCUCAUCCUUAAUCGGAAGAAAUACGGCGGGACUUUUAACUCAACCCGAGGCAGAAAGCACAUAGUUGUCUGUGGUCAUAUAACACUUGAAAGUGUGUCGAACUUCCUGAAGGACUUCCUGCACAAGGAUAGGGAUGAUGUCAACGUAGAAAUCGUCUUUCUGCAUAAUAUCUCCCCUAACCUUGAGCUGGAAGCUCUUUUUAAACGACACUUCACUCAGGUGGAAUUUUAUCAGGGUUCAGUCCUUAAUCCCCAUGACCUGGCCAGAGUGAAGAUAGAGUCAGCAGAUGCGUGCCUAAUCCUUGCCAAUAAAUACUGCGCUGACCCAGAUGCUGAAGAUGCCUCCAAUAUUAUGAGAGUUAUUUCAAUAAAGAAUUAUCAUCCGAAGAUAAGAAUUAUCACUCAGAUGUUGCAGUAUCACAACAAGGCCCAUCUGCUAAAUAUCCCAAGCUGGAACUGGAAAGAAGGGGAUGAUGCAAUCUGCCUUGCUGAGCUCAAGCUGGGUUUCAUAGCCCAGAGCUGCCUGGCACCAGGCCUUUCAACGAUGUUAGCCAACCUCUUCUCUAUGAGGUCAUUCAUAAAGAUUGAGGAGGAUACGUGGCAGAAAUACUACCUGGAAGGAGUUGCAAAUGAAAUGUAUACAGAAUACCUGUCUAGUGCCUUUGUGGGUUUGUCCUUCCCUGCAGUUUGUGAACUGGUGUUUGCGAAACUAAAGCUCUUAAUGAUAGCCAUAGAAUACAAGUCGGAAAAACGAGAAAGCAGUAUAUUAAUCAAUCCUGGAAACCAUGUCAAGAUUCAAGAAGGUACUUUAGGAUUCUUCAUUGCAAGUGAUGCCAAAGAAGUUAAAAGGGCAUUUUUUUACUGCAAGGCCUGUCAUGAUGACAUCACGGAUCCCAAAAGGAUAAAAAAAUGUGGCUGCAAACGGCUUGAAGAUGAGCAGCCGUCGACACUGUCACCCAAAAAAAAGCAGCGAAACGGAGGCAUGCGAAAUUCACCCAACUCCUCACCCAAACUGAUGAGGCAUGACCCCUUGUUAAUUCCUGGCAACGAGCAGAUUGACAAUAUGGAUGCCAAUGUGAAAAAAUAUGACUCUACAGGGAUGUUUCAUUGGUGUCCAGCCAAGGACAUUGAAAAGGUCAUUUUGACUCGAAGUGAAGCAGCGAUGACAGUUUUAAGUGGGCAUGUAGUCGUUUGCAUAUUUGGGGAUGUUAAAUCUGCUUUGAUUGGAUUAAGAAAUUUAGUGAUGCCCUUACGAGCCAGCAACUUUCACUACCAUGAACUCAAGCACAUUGUGUUUGUGGGUUCACUUGAAUACCUGAGAAGGGAAUGGGAGACACUGCAUAACUUCCCCAAGGUUUCAAUCUUGCCUGGUACGCCAUUAAGUCGGGCUGAUUUAAGGGCUGUCAACAUCAACCUCUGCGACAUGUGCGUUAUCCUGUCAGCCAAUCAGAAUAAUAUUGAUGAUGCUUCGCUGCAGGACAAGGAAUGCAUCUUGGCGUCACUCAACAUCAAAUCUAUGCAGUUUGAUGACAGCAUUGGGGUCUUGCAGGCUAAUUCCCAAGGCUUUACACCUCCUGGGAUGGACAGGACGUCUCCAGACAACAGUCCAGUCCAUGGCCUGUUACGUCAACCCUCCAUCACAACAGGAGCAAACAUCCCUAUUAUAACAGAGCUAGUAAAUGAUUCAAAUGUGCAGUUCUUGGACCAAGAUGAUGACGACGAUCCAGACACAGAAUUGUAUCUGACGCAGCCCUUUGCCUGUGGAACGGCGUUUGCUGUCAGUGUGCUGGACUCUCUCAUGAGCGCAACAUACUUCAAUGACAAUAUCCUCACACUGAUACGGACAUUGGUAACAGGAGGAGCCACACCAGAGCUGGAAGCGCUGAUUGCCGAGGAAAAUGCAUUGAGAGGAGGUUACAGCACGCCCCAGACACUUGCAAACAGGGACAGGUGUCGAGUUGCUCAGUUGGCUUUGUAUGAUGGGCCGUUUGCAGACCUAGGGGAUGGAGGUUGUUAUGGAGAUCUGUUUUGUAAAGCACUGAAAACAUACAAUAUGCUUUGCUUUGGGAUUUAUCGAUUAAGGGAUGCACAUCUAAGUACUCCCAGCCAAUGCACUAAACGUUAUGUUAUCACAAACCCACCGUAUGAAUUUGAGCUUGUGCCGACAGACUUGAUCUUCUGUUUGAUGCAAUUUGACCACAACGCUGGCCAGUCCCGGGCCAGUCUUUCUCAUUCCUCCCAUUCCUCCUAUUCUUCCAGCAAGAAGAGCUCAUCAGUUCACUCCAUCCCAUCAACAGCAAACAGACCGAACCGCACCAAGACCAGGGAUUCCCGGGAAAAACAGAAUGCAACAAGGAUGAAUAGAAUGGGCCAAGAAAAGAAAUGGUUUACAGAUGAGCCGGAUAAUGCCUACCCCAGAAACAUUCAAAUCAAGCCCAUGAGCACUCACAUGGCCAAUCAGAUCAAUCAAUACAAAUCGACAAGCAGCUUGAUACCACCAAUCAGAGAAGUUGAAGAUGAAUGUUGA
Messenger RNA from Colius striatus (speckled mousebird), 3645 nucleotides. It is a transcript of the gene KCNMA1, whose product is annotated as potassium calcium-activated channel subfamily M alpha 1. The coding region runs from base 1 to 3645 and encodes 1214 amino acids. NCBI's taxonomy places the organism in Eukaryota, Metazoa, Chordata, Aves, Coliiformes, Coliidae. Gene Ontology annotation, molecular function: large conductance calcium-activated potassium channel activity. The record is from RefSeq and is a predicted model, not a curated record. Gene Ontology annotation, biological process: potassium ion transport; transmembrane transport. Gene Ontology annotation, cellular component: postsynaptic membrane. The transcript is spliced from 29 exons.